Molecule: messenger RNA, 1146 nt
Organism: Parnassius mnemosyne (clouded apollo)
Lineage: Eukaryota; Metazoa; Arthropoda; Insecta; Lepidoptera; Papilionidae
Source: the annotation of a GenBank genome assembly
AUGAAGCGCGCGCGGAGUGUCACGGGGCCGCUACGGCGUGCCCACCCCGCCUCGGGAGCCACCUGGAACGUCCAGGUGGUCCGCGGGAAAAUGAGUUCGCAGUGCCUGUGGCAUGCAUGUCGCGCGCUUUCUGCAGGCUUGUUGCUAAUGGUACUCGGCGCCGCCAUGGCAGUCAUAGGAUACUAUGCGGAUACACUAUCAGUGGCGCAGGAAAUACGGGGAAAUGCUACAGUGUCGGUGAAGGACGAGGCCCGCGGAUUCCACUUGAACAACUUAUCAUACGCCGGACCUAUUGUCAUGGGAUUUGGAGGUUUUAUAGUAGUUGCUGCGUGCGUUAUGACAUUCGAAGCAAGGGACAGUGCCGCCAAGGUAACACCAGCACGGCCACAAGCAUUACCAAGGCCUAUACCUCGCCGUGGGCCCGUCUGUGCCCCUGCGCGCCUGGAUCAGCUCGGUGUCUACCGCCUGCCACACGCAUUGCCGCUACCACUACCCCAUGCAUUGCCGCUACCUCCUACACACAGAACGCGUCCUGUGUAUCCUUGCUCGAGAGCGAGUGAAAAAACCAAGGAGCGAGCACGUUUCGGCUCAGCGCCAGAUCUGCGUAGCGGCAACGCGCGACCGACUCUACCGGUGAGCGCGCUACGAAGGCCGCUACGCCGCUACGCGCUUUCCGUAGACGAGCCGCCGCAAUCAGCAGUAAGUGCAAGUGCAGUUGAAUCGGAAUGUGGCUCACAAUCAUCUUUAGCGCUUGACCUGCAUGGAAGUGGUGCAUGUGCAGGAGUGACUCUGCGCGUUCGUGAUAAUACGCGGCGCCGUCCGCUGGCCAGACAGCAGCGCCUGUGGGAAGACACAUUACUUCCGAUCUCUGGUGAAAAUGUUAGCAACAUAAACAGUGUUGAAGAGUCAACAUCGAGAACAAACGACGCUGAAAUUAGCACGGAAACUGUGGAAAUGGUUCACCUGUCAGUCGAACAAGGAAUUCGCUCGAGUAGUGCCCCGCCGCCUAUACGAAGUUCUUCGCCUCUAUCGCCACACGAGGAAGUGUCUGUACCACUUUCCCCUUUGCCGUCCGCCACAGAAACUUGUAUAGUAAUUGAUGAACCUGCAAACCCAAUAUCAGAAGAUUCAAAAUCCGAAAAAUGA